UGGAUCGUGCUCGAGCUCCACUUGAGCAGCCUUACGAAGGUCCAUUUGAGGUGCUGAGUCGUAAUGAGAAGACGUCUGUUAUUGUUUGCCGUGGGAGAGAGGUGACUGUUUCGAAUGAUAGGUUGAAGGCGGCGUACUUAACGUGUGAUGAUCUUGAACAGGUUGUUCCAGAAACGCGUCAGCCUUCAGCGCUGUUGAAUGGUGAUCAGUUAGUGACUUCUGGUGAUUGUAGGCGUGAAUCCCUGUUGCCGAUUCCGAAAGUGACACGAGCUGGUAGAGUAGUGCGUUUCCCAGCAAGGUUAGCGGAAUUUCGUGAUUAA
Molecule: messenger RNA, 320 nt
Organism: Teleopsis dalmanni
Lineage: Eukaryota; Metazoa; Arthropoda; Insecta; Diptera; Diopsidae
Exons: 1
Source: RefSeq, a predicted model, not a curated record